GAGGCGGGUCCGAGCCCGCGCCCCGGCCCGCGGGGGAGUUCCCAUAGUUGGCAGCUCGAGAACGCGGGGCCACAUCCUUGCUGCCGGCCGGGCGCCGCGCGCGGGCGGCUGAACGCAGCCCCCCGGGUCGGCCCCGGCCAUGGCGAGGGAGAGGCCGCCCGGAAGGGGCUGCAGCACCCUGGGCCGGUGUCUGCUUGGCGCUGCGCUGCUGCUCGGCCUGCGGCUCUGCGCGGAGCUGCGGCGCGCUGGGCCUCCGCCCCCAGCCCGCAGCGCCCCGCCGGGCCCAGCCCCCGGGCCUCCCGCACCGCACCUGCCGCCGGCGCCCGGCCCGCAGCGCGGCGCCAGCAGGAGGCAGGUGACCUACGUGCGCAGCGGGCGCCGAGCUCCGCCCGGGGGAGGCGGGAGCGGGACGCCGGAGCCGGGCUGCUGUGCCCCGCGCGGGCGUCCCCGCCAGAAGGGUCCCCGGUGGCAUAUAGACCUCCAGCCUUGGGCAGGCCCUACGCAGUCCCUGGAUGAAGAAGCCUUGAGGUUCCUGAGAUACAUCAGCACCACCCAGAUUGCAUGUGAUCACAUGAGCACAGACAGCCUCGCUUCGGACUCCAGCCCCACCAAGAAGCCCUGGUCGGUUUGUCUUGAUGACAGAUUUGGUUUAGCUCAUCAAAUCCGCAACAAGCAGUGCCGUCUCUACUCUUUAGGGCUGGGAAGUGAUGACACCCAUUUUGAGGUUAGCAUGGCCAACAAUGGAUGUGAAGUCCAUCGUUUUGAUCCUAGUGUUAAAUCAGCUCACAUUCUGGAGAGUCAGCGCCUUUGGUAUCACCGGUUGUCCAUUGACUGGCGGGACCCCCAUCCAGCUGUUGCUGCCCAAAAACCACAUAGCAACACCAGAAAACUGGGAACCAUUUUGAAUGAAUUUGGGCAUCACAAGAUUGAUGUUCUCAAAGCAGAUCUGGAGAGCGCAGAAUGGAAAGUUUUGGAAAAUCUUAUUCUAGAAGAUGUCCUGGAACAGAUUGGACAGCUCGUCUUUGAGAUCCAUCUCCACUGGCCCGGGUUCGAGGUCAGUGGCAGCGACAGCAGUGUUGUGCGGUUUUGGUACAGCCUCCUCAAAGAGUUAGAACUAAAGGAUUUCAGACUUUUUCACAGUUACAAAGAUUUAUCUAAACCUCAACUGUUCCUGAAGAAAGACAUUUUCAAUGCAAGUAGCUGUUAUACUCUGAGCUGGGUGAAUACAAGAUGGAGCUAGGUUGCAGGACCUCAUUAAGAACUCAAGGAAAUAUUUGCAGAAUGGAAUAUGUCCAUGAUUCGAAUUAUGGGUUUCCUUGUCCAGCCUCCCACUAGCCUGUUACGUGCUUGAGGUGGGGAUUGUUAUUGUCUUUGUAGUGCGUGUAGCCUGGUGCCUGCCACAUGGUAGGGGCACAGUUAACACUUGUUGAGGGGACGGACACAGGAGUGCUACAGGGGUCAGCCUCUGUGUGCCCAGACCCAGGCUCUUUGCUUCUUAGCCUCUGACAGAGUGGGGAUGCUUGUCCUCCUCCUUCACUUUACCUUGGAAGAUCAUCCUCCACUUACCUCAGUUUUCCCUAAAAUUUAUUGUGUAUCUAUAACCCAUGAAUUCACCAACAUGGAAAAGUAAUUACAUAAAUUUUCCAUUUUUACUGGGUUGUUGAGAUUCUUGUUUUUUGUAGCCUACUGUUUAAAAUAGGACCUCUCAUUCGACUUGAACUCACCUCUUGCGCAGUUUUCCUGUUCCCCUUGUCAAUGACGUUCUUUAUAUUUUGCAUAUUUCAAUCAUUCCUUCUCAGCCUUUGCUGAGGCCAUGCCAUGGUUUUACAAAAACCACUGAUUCUAGUAUCUGGGAACUCAGACACACCAAAUUCUGUCAUUGAAUUUAAAGACUAGACUAUCAAGAACUGGAGCUAAGCAUGCUUUUCAUAUGCAGCCUUAAAUCUCCUCUUUUCCUCUGAAACUAAGCACAAAAAAGAAUUUAGGUGUCUUUACCAUUGACUCUUCUGACUUCCAACUUGAUUUCUUAACCACAAACUUGCCGAUGUUGUCAAAUCUUUUUUUAAAAAAACAUACAUUAUCUCAAAGAUUAAGUGAGUUUUUCUUUAUUGCCAGUUGGCAUUUGUUAGAAGCCUGUGUCUUGAGGGCCAGAGUUUGUCUUUUUCCUGGGAUAUAGUUACACGUGUUUCAGUAGUACUCAUCCUUUUCACUUUUUAAAAAAAUUAAGCAGAAAAUGCAGGUUCUCAAUAGUUCAAAUGAUCUCUAUCAUUUCUAUUUAUCAGAUUAGACAUCUACCCCUACAAAUGGUUUUCAAAUAUCCUAUUUUAAAUAAAUUAAUUAAAUAGUAUAGCAAUAAACCAAAUUAUUACCUUAUUAUAAGUUAGGUGUAUUUUCUUAUACUUUUUAAAUCUUGAGAGAGCAGGAAAACAUGCAUACAUGUUUGUUCAAGAAAUCUGGGGAGGGAAUAGAAUACUGAUUACACUAAGCUUUAUUCCUUUUCUCCAUUUUUUAUCUACUUCUACCCCAGAUAUUCCCUGGGUUGGCUUUUUGUUUCUUGCAAUGCUUUGAAAAUACCAUUCUUCAAGUGAGAAAUCAAAAUAUAUUAGAGUUAGAUGAUCUCACUAACUUGGGUUCAAAAGAAACAAGACAUUCUAAAUUAGUAGUGAUUUUUUAAAAUACAAAUGAGGUUUUUAUUUUAAAACACAUUGUACACUAAUAAAAGUCAUUGAGGUGGGAGGACCAGCUUGAAUAAGUGUAAUUUGAAAUAGCAGUUUGGUUGCUUUUAAUGUCCAUCAUUAUUUCAAAAGGGCCCAUAAAACUCUAAAGUGAUAUUGUUAGUUUGUAUAGCCUUUCAUCCAGUUCCUGUUUGGAUUAUGUCACAGAUGCUUUCUCUUUUAUUUUUUAAUAAACAUUUUAUACAGUGAAGUAUAUAUAGUAAACCUUUUUGUAUGUUAAACCUUUUAAUUUUAAACCUUCUUACACACUAAAGUAUGAAGUGUACUGAUUUUAAGUGUCCAGUCUGAUCAGGUUUUAGGUGUGUACACACCCAUAUCAAGAUUUUUAAUUCAUGGGAUUGAAGAUUUAUGGUGUUACUGAAAGCCCUCUUUGCACAUGGCAAGUUAUCAUUUAUUCCAGAUUGGUGCUACAGAACACUGACUUCAUCACACUAAAUAUAUCUGAAGCAAGAAUGGGUAUACUGUUAAGAAAAAAGACAAGACAAACUCAAAAUAAACCACAAACACACCCACCCACAUCCACCUACUAGGCAGCCUGUUCAAUGGUUAUUUACUUAUUUUAUGCUUAUUUCUAAGACUGUCCUUCAUUCCCUCAUGGAGAGUUUGAAAUGUAUGAUGCCUUUUCUGACUGUUGCUAUGGUUUCCUUGCCUCUAGAAUUUAUUACGCUUAUUGUAUUGACCAGGGUUUCUUAAACUCAGUGUUACUACCACUUCAGGCUGGAUUAUUCUUUGUUGGGGGAGGGAGGGCUGUUCUGUACAUAGUAGGAUGUUUAGCAGCAUUCCUGGUCCUUCCUAUCGGGAGCCCCUUCCCUUCUCCUGCCUCAGUUGUGACAACCAGAUUUGUCUCCAGAGAGUGUCAAAUGUCCCCUCGGGGGCAGAAUCAUCCACUGUGGAGAACUCCUGGUGUAGGCCAUGAGAAAGGGUCUAGGUUACCACAGCACUGGUGUUUGGGGAGAUCCUGCUGGUGAAGCACCAGCAAAACAACCGCCAUCACCAAAACUACUACAAAAGCAACACAAACAAAAUGAAGAGCUACUAUUUAUUGUAGCUAUUACUAUAUGCCCAGCAGUAUGCACCAGCAGUGUACAUAUAUCAUUCCUAAUUCUCCCAACAACUUACAAGGAACUGUAAUUUUCCCGAUUACAUAUAUAGGUAAGGAAACUCUGAGAGGUUAGUUUAUUCAGAUCAUCCAACUGGUAGAUGGUGGGGCAGGAAUCCACACGUCCGUCUAUCAGAUUCCACAGCCCCUGUUGGUUCCUCCACAAUGCUGCCUCAAUAGCCUCUAACAAAUAUAAGAUUCUACUUCCAAAGGAUUUUUGCCUCCCUGUUAGUAAGUGGGGGGAAAAACUACAAAUAUACCAAGACCAGACCUGCAAAUCUGUUAGAGUUGGGAUCGUUGUUGCAGCACGCAGGUUAAAUUUAGAAUUUACUUAAUUAAACUCUGCCUGCCAAAUGGAAGCUUACUGAAAAAAUAUGGGAACCAACAACUUCUCUAUCAAUAUAUUCAGGUUGCCAAAAAAGCUCUUGCAAGGCCUUGGAAGUAACUCUUGGGCCUGGCUCAUCCCAAUACUUGGCAUUUCCUCCUGCGUUUCAGAAAGGGCAAGGUCACUUGGAAGUGCGGUGUGAGUUCUCUUUGCUUUAAACUAGUUUUUGACCCUUGAUAAAUGAGCUCAGAUGCGAAUAUCUGUGGCAAACAUCUCUUAAUUAACUGUUACCAGAGCAAUGCUCAUAAAUGAAUCUGAAAAUACAACUUUAAUAGUGCUCUUAUCA
Messenger RNA from Rhinolophus ferrumequinum (greater horseshoe bat), 4505 nucleotides. RefSeq names its product methyltransferase like 24 (gene METTL24). The record is from RefSeq and is a predicted model, not a curated record. The transcript has 5 exons. NCBI's taxonomy places the organism in Eukaryota, Metazoa, Chordata, Mammalia, Chiroptera, Rhinolophidae. Bases 140 to 1240 code for a protein of 366 amino acids.